This is a messenger RNA of Dendroctonus ponderosae (mountain pine beetle), 663 nucleotides long. RefSeq lists its product as uncharacterized. The transcript has 3 exons. The coding region runs from base 90 to 578 and encodes 162 amino acids. Lineage: Eukaryota; Metazoa; Arthropoda; Insecta; Coleoptera; Curculionidae. The record is from RefSeq and is a predicted model, not a curated record.
GGGGCAGUGAAUGAAAGAUAGUGACACAGUUGGCAUACGACUUUGGCACUUUCAAUACUUUUAGAAGUUUUUACAAAAUUCUCGUUUAAAUGGAUUAUACAUAUUGCUUACGCAACAGCGGCGACAAUGGAAACUUAAAAGAAAAACUGAAUGGAAUGCGAUCCGAUUUAACAUUGCUGAAAGAAAAACUCUAUCUAGAAAAACUCUAUCUAGAAAAAGCGCUAUUAGCAAAGCAACAGCAGGAACAAGCAGACCGUCAAUCCUGUGGAUUCAAACAAUCCGACUAUCAGCUUUUUGCACAUAAAUCAGAACGGCAAAGCAAUAGGAGUGAACCGGCAAUUUUGAUGAAUAAAACGUACCUGCGGGAUAUCGAAAAGAAAUGCGAUAACGAAUUGAAGAAGCUUAAUGACUACGUAUUCAAUAUAAAUGAGUUGAGAAGUACCUGGAUAAAAAUGAGAAGAGCGCAGAGACUCAAUUUGGCGAAUGCCGAGAAUCCGGAAAAGGAGAUUUCGAGCUUAUCGGUACCUAGACAAUAUCUAAAAGGAAAAGUGUUUUAUAUAGAUAGCGACCAGUACUAGACAAUCUGUAUCUUGUUUUUCACAACUCGUUUUUCUUUCGCUUUUAAUCAACUUUUGUGUCAUUAAAUAUUAUCCAAAAAGUUCA